This is a messenger RNA of Rattus norvegicus (Norway rat), 299 nucleotides long. It is a transcript of the gene Defb10, whose product is annotated as defensin beta 10. The transcript is spliced from 2 exons. Gene Ontology annotation, cellular component: extracellular region. NCBI's taxonomy places the organism in Eukaryota, Metazoa, Chordata, Mammalia, Rodentia, Muridae. The record is from RefSeq and is marked validated. Gene Ontology annotation, biological process: defense response. The coding region runs from base 28 to 243 and encodes 71 amino acids.
GGAGUCUGAGUGCUCAUUCUGCCUGCCAUGAAGACUCUCUGCUCUCUGCUGCUGAUAGGCUGCCUCCUUUUCUCCUAUGACACUCCAGUUGUUGGAGAACUAAAACAUCUUGGAAUGACAGCAGAAACUGAGUGGUGCCGACUCUUUGAAGGGUUCUGUCACGAUAAAAAUUGUCCUCCUCCUACCUCGCAUGUGGGUUCCUGUCACCCUGAGAAGCGCAGUUGUUGCAAGGACAGGAGAUGAUUGGAAGGAAGCACGUGGGAGUCAAGUGACAGAUGUGUAACUGAUGUUUUAAUAAA